GGUUUUCACGAGAAUUCUUCGAGCGGGACGUGAAGUUCUCGAAGAAAGUUGGCCUGCCGCAGUCUCGCAAAUUUAACAUCUGAUCACAGACAAACAGAAUUGGAACUGUGAGUUCUCCGGAGCUGAUGGCAUGAACCAAUUACAGGUAAUUGAGGAGAUGAGCCUUAGUCUGCUGCGAGAUGGUUGAGACAUGCGUUGCAAGGGUAAACAUCAAGCUCUGUGCGGAUUCUAAUGGGCGGAAUGGCAAACUCUGCGGAAGAGCCUGUCGUGGACGUUCACAGGGAGAGCGAAGUUGCUCCUGAAAAUGAUUUGGAAGAGCACGAAGAGGAGGAUGAGUACGUGAUUCUGGAUCUGGAAGAAGUAUUUCAUGGAGCAGCCCUGCCUGCGAAUUGCGCUUACACACUCUCGGGGUUGGAUACAAUGAAUCCUGUACUCACUCUUGGCGACGAUCUCAAGUUGAUAGGAGAGUACGAGGAAACAAUGGGAACAGUUCUCGUCUUCACAGAACGUGAUGAGGAAGUUCCUGAAGAUGAAAGAAUACGCGGAAGCAACUUGAAGGAAACUGGAACCAGGAAGAGAGUUUCCAGUCUUUGUCAGACACAAAGAAAAUUGAAGUUUCGACUCAUGGAGAGGAAAGAGAGCAAAGACUUGUCAGUACAAGAAAAACGGUCGAGAGUCUAGAUAGCAAGCAGCAUUCAUUCAGUAAUCAAACUUGCAGUUUAGGUGAAGCUUUAAAGGCAAUAUUUGCAGUGGACUGAUUAGUUUGUAUUGAGUGAGGUAAGUCCCAGUGUAUGAAUGAGAAGACCCGUUGUUUCAAUCCUACGAAAUGAUCAAAUGCCCACCCGAUGGAUGUUGGGUUAGUCAGGAUCUCCAGGUUCUCUCUCUACUGAGUGGGGCGUUGUACCUUAUGCAGGUAGAAGUACUUUGUGCAGGAAUUUAGGUAGGGUUCGAGAUAAAUGUUGCAUGAGAGACAUGAGUGAAGGAAGACACAUCAGGAGGUUAGUUCGUAUCUGUAAAUGACGAAUGGUUGGCGAAGAGGCUGAGCACUUAUUUCACUCAGUAAAGUUUUGGCCUAGAUGAAGUUGGUGGGCGAGCAAAACAUGUGGGCAACGCGACGACCGCCCACCGGACCUGUGCGACCGGCAUGGCCCCAUGCGAAGUCUGGACCUCGAGCACAUGCACGCGAGGGGGCCAUCGACCACCAUGAACCAUGGCUGCCGU
Molecule: messenger RNA, 1221 nt
Organism: Marchantia polymorpha subsp. ruderalis
Lineage: Eukaryota; Viridiplantae; Streptophyta; Marchantiopsida; Marchantiales; Marchantiaceae
Source: the annotation of a GenBank genome assembly